This is a messenger RNA of Triticum dicoccoides, 1526 nucleotides long. RefSeq names its product probable E3 ubiquitin-protein ligase LUL2. The transcript has 2 exons. Lineage: Eukaryota; Viridiplantae; Streptophyta; Magnoliopsida; Poales; Poaceae. The record is from RefSeq and is a predicted model, not a curated record. The coding region runs from base 111 to 497 and encodes 128 amino acids.
AGCUCGCUGUCUCCCUCUCCUCCCGCACCCUCUCUGCUCGUCGUCGCUAUUGAUGGGCAACGCCGGAAGCAGCGGCCGCCCCAACAUGCCACCGCCGCGGCCUCAUCUGCAUGGGGUUCCCCCGCCGUACUAUCCAGUACCCGCCAUGGCGCCCGGGCGUCGCUGCGCCGCCGCCGGUGCCGUUCCCCACGCACAUGGAGCGGCACAGAGUCGUUGCGGUGAGUGCCGGCGUCAACGUCAAGGGGCAUACCCUGCGGCUGGAGCGCGAAGACGACGGCGGCCACCUGCUUGCCUUCUCCUUUGACGCCGACGUGCCCCGGAGCAUAACAGUUUACUUCUUUGCACAAGAAGGUGACGACUGUGUCCUGAAGGGCACAAAGGAAAAUUUGCUCAAACUUUUAAGGAAGGUCAUGGUCAGGAGUUCAGGCAACCAAGUGGAACUGGAAUCAAGCUCGGGGACAAGGAGGAAAGUUUACCAAGUCUUGUUGUUUAGCUAGUUACUUGUAAUAUCCAUUCCCAUUUCUUUCUGCUUUCUAACAUGCUUGCUAUUUAGGCAAAGAUAUGUGGCCGUAUGCAUCGUCCAAAUGCAGAGGCCGGGGGUCAUCCUCCUUUUCUAAAAAAAAAAAAUUAGGCAAAGAUACAUCCUGCACGGCUUCCAUGCUUUCCUGACAAAUGAAUAGUUAAAAGUUUUAGAGCACGCCAGGCCUCAUUUGUAAUUACCCAUAGAUGGAAGAACUACUACUUACCAAAGCCACAGAAUGUGAAUAUCACAUCUGUUUUGUAUGUACAUAGUUGGAAACGCUGCAAAAUCUUCAGAAUUACUACAGAUAUGGGCCAUAUGGGCAUAUAUGGUAGUGCAGCAUGGCACAGUAUACCAACUGCAAUAUGGCCCCUAGCUUGAAACCAACACGAGAACCUUAUGUCUGUAGCAGCGUGCCCAAUGUUUCUACCUUUUCUCAUACAUCCAUCUGAAAUUAAUACAAUCCUGUUUCAUUUAUUCCUCCAGAUGCAACCAUUUUAUCUGAUGUUGCAGAUGAAAAUAAGCCAAAUUUCAUUGACCUGUCAUCUUCAUGAAACCAGUGAAACUGAAAAUCAUACCGUGUGCUCUUUUGCAGUGCCUAUGUAGGGAGUGUGCUCAGACAUUAAGGUUCCAGACCAACAAAUGCCCCAUGUGCAGGCAGCCUGUUGAGAGCCUUCUUGAGAUUAAGGUUGAUAGCAUGCCCAGGCAUCACGAAGGAGGAGAUCAGUAGUGUUAUGUCUGCAUCUGUUUAGCAUGUGUUGUGGUAUGUUGUUUGUUGCGAAAAUGUUCGUAUUAGAACAUACAGGAGAAAACCUGGUCAGUAUAAAAUAUGAGAAAAUCUGGUCAGUAUAAGAAAAUCUGGUCGGCAUAAAUAUUAGUGAUAUUGUUGAUUUAGAUUAAGAUAGGAUUGGCUGAGGACAUGCUCCAGGCAGGAUUCAUUCCCCUAGAAGUAAAAAACAACAUGUCAACAAGAACUGGGGUUAAUUGAGAACCUUCAGAUUGUAUA